GGAAAAUUGAAAACCACCCAAAGCCAAAGCCAAAGUCAAAGGAAUGGAAAAUCAAAACCCCAGUAACGCACUACACCACACCAGUCACCAGAGUCCAUUGAUCCUGUCAUCCUGACACCUUCUUAAACGUCGUCGACCAAUGGCUGGUCGCACGAAACGCUUUCACAUUCGCACAUAUACGGUUUCUGUUCUGUGAAAAAAUUCCUUUAAUAGAAGUCCCUGAAGAGCUAAUUUCUUCCCACCCACAAUUCCAUGGAGCGAAGGCUGCUCAGCUCUUCAUCCUUUCUCCUCUCUAACCCUUUCGUCUUCUUCUUCUUGUUUUUGUUUCAUUCUUUUCAUCUCUUACAGGCCCAACAGACUUACGUCAACAACAAACAGCUUGCCUGUUACAAUUACAACAACGAUUCUUCAGUUAAUGGGUUUCUCUGCAAUGGUCCUUCGAAAUCUUGCAGCUCCUACCUCACCUUCCGAUCACUCUAUCCUUACAAUACCCCCAUCGCCAUCGGCUACCUCUUGAAUGCAGAUCCAUCGGCGAUUGCCUCUAUCAACAAAGUAACAGAAGUCACCAACAUCCCCACCGACACCCUCGUCCUGAUUCCUGUGAAUUGUCCUUGUUCAGGUAAGUUCUACCAGCACAACGCUUCCUACGAACUGAAACAGAAGCUCGAAACUUAUUUUACUGUUGCAAACAACACCUACCAGGCUCUUACCACUUGUCAAGCCCUUAUGAAUCAAAACCCUUAUGAUAGUAGAAAUCUCUCGGUCGGAUUGAAACUGGAAGUCCCACUCAGAUGUGCUUGCCCUAGCCGAAACCAGACUGCCAAUGGUGUCAAGUUCUUGCUCACUUAUCUAAUUGCUGAGGGUGAUAGUGUUGCUGAGAUUGGUGAGAUGUUCGGUGUGGACGAGCAGAGCAUAAACGUUGCAAAUGAGUUGACAUCGGGCCAGACCAUCUACUUCUUUACACCAAUCUUGGUUCCGCUUAAGACCAAGCCCACAAUCAUCAAAUCAACUUCCCCACCGCCAUCGCCAUCGCAGUCCCCUGAAUCACCUCCCGUCGUUCCUGGAAGUAACUCUUCGAACAAGAAAUGGGUCUUUGUCGGCAUUGGAAUUGCAGCUGGUUUAGUUCUUUUGGCCCUCUCCGGUUGUCUGGUUUGGUUCCUGCGUCGCCGCCGGACUCGGCAAGCUAAGCCAAUUCCAGAGGAUAAGAAGCUUGGUGGAUCUGCUUAUUACUCUGCCGUACCUGAAUUUAGAUCUGGGUCCGUCUUUUCCCUAGGGGCUCGUAAUGUAACCGAUUCAUUGACCUUGUACAACUUCGAAGAAUUGCAAAAAGCUACGGAAUUCUUCAGUGAAGGUCAUAGGAUCAAGGGAUCUGUUUAUCGCGGCAAGAUUAAUGGCGAUGACGCUGCUAUAAAGAGUAUGAAAGGGGAUGUCUCAAACGAGAUUAAUAUUCUAAAACAAAUCAACCAUUCCAAUGUGAUCAGACUAUCUGGGUUCUGUGUACACCAGGGGAGCACCUAUCUCGUUUAUGAAUUUGCAGAGAAGGGUUCCCUAAGCGAUUGGCUUCACGAGAAGGAGUAUCAGAGUUCUUGCCCUCUUGGGUGGACGCAGAGAGUUCAAAUUGCUUACGAUAUGGCAGAUGGGCUUAAUUACCUUCAUAACUACACGAAUCCUCCCUACAUUCACAAGGACUUGAAGAGCAGUAACAUUCUUUUGGACGCGAAUUUCAGAGCCAAGAUUACAAAUUUCGGAUUGGCGAGAACCUUGGAGGAGGAGAAUCAAGAAGAAGGCUUCCAGUUGACAAGGCACGUAGUGGGUACACAGGGUUAUCUGGCUCCUGAAUACAUAGAGAAUGGCGUUGUUACUCCUAAACUGGAUAUUUUUGCAUUUGGAGUUGUGAUGUUGGAGCUCUUGUCUGGAAGAGAAGCUGCCACUGCUGCUGAUGAUGAUGAAAAGAAAGCAGAGAGCUCAUUGUCUUCAACUAUACAGCUGGUCUUAGAAGGAGAGAAUGUGAGAGAGAAGCUAAGGGGAUUCAUGGAUCCUUCUUUGAGGAAUGAGUACCCUCUGGAUUUGGCCUUCUCCAUGGCUCAACUUGCAAUGAAUUGUGUGGCUUACGAUCUGAAUUCUCGUCCAGCCAUCGCAGAUGUCUUUUUGUCUCUGUCCAAGAUUCUGUCAUCUUCCUUGGAUUGGGAUCCUUCAGAUAACAACCUUCAGAACUCUGGGUCUUUUAGCCAUGGUAGAUAGAUAAGGAAGCUCUAUCUUUACAGCCAAAUGAGAGGUGUGUAUAUAUAUAUAUAUAGGGUUUCAGUUCUGUAAUAGUUAUGUAUUUGAAGCUUGUGGGAUGUCCAGGAGUGCUUGAAAUCUUCCAAGUUUCUCACUCCAUACAUUUUUAAAUAUCUGAAUCUGUAGAAUGUUCUAAAUAAAGAGACAAUAGGUACCAGUCUGCUCUAUCAGAA
This is a messenger RNA of Macadamia integrifolia, 2453 nucleotides long. Its product is annotated as protein LYK5. Lineage: Eukaryota; Viridiplantae; Streptophyta; Magnoliopsida; Proteales; Proteaceae. Bases 253 to 2241 code for a protein of 662 amino acids. Gene Ontology annotation, molecular function: protein kinase activity; ATP binding. Gene Ontology annotation, biological process: protein phosphorylation. The record is from RefSeq and is a predicted model, not a curated record. The transcript has a single exon.